Molecule: messenger RNA, 1963 nt
Organism: Tuber melanosporum (Perigord truffle)
Lineage: Eukaryota; Fungi; Ascomycota; Pezizomycetes; Pezizales; Tuberaceae
Exons: 10
Coding region: 46-1827 (593 amino acids)
Cellular component (GO): intracellular anatomical structure; catalytic step 2 spliceosome
Molecular function (GO): RNA binding; ATP binding
Source: RefSeq, a predicted model, not a curated record
ACCACCAUCCCAAGAAGUGAACUUCCGACCCUCUCAAAUAACUAAAUGGCUUCUGCCGACCGUGCUACAGAAUCAGAGGAAUGCCUUGUAAGCCUUUAUCGCCCAUCCACUAUACUGCCUAUCACAAGGCACCGGGAUGCCCUACUAUACCUGGUCGAAAACAAUCCGGUUACGAUAGUUGUUGGGCAAACGGGGUCAGGAAAGACUACACAGUUGCCUCAGUACCUACACCAAGCGGGGUGGACAGAGGAAGGCAAGGUCAUUGCUUGCACACAGCCUAGACGAGUAGCUGCAACUACAGUAGCUACAAGAGUGGCGGAGGAAAUGGGCGUAAGACUAGGCGAAGAGGUAGGAUAUUCAAUUCGUUUCGAAGACAUGACUUCUCCACGAACACGUAUAAAGUACAUGACGGACGGAAUGUUGCUCCGGGAGGCGCUUGUGGACCCGUUGCUAUCCAGGUAUUCAGUCGUCAUGAUCGACGAAGCGCACGAGCGUAGCUUAAGCACUGAUGUGUUGCUGGGUAUAUUGAAGAAAAUAAGGCGGAGGAGGGAGGACCUAAGAGUAGUUGUUAGUUCGGCAACGCUGCAGGCGGAAGAGUUCGCCAGGUUUUUCGGGGAUGAAGGAGAGACCAAGAUCAUCUCGCUCGAAGGGAGAUGCUAUCCGGUCGAUGUGCUCUACCUUGAGGAGCCUACGGAAAACUAUGUGGAGAAGGCAGUACAGACUGUUUUUGAUAUACACCUAAAGGCACGAUCCAUGAACAUACAUUUCUUGGAUAAACUAUUAAAUGAGGGAGAGGCGUGCAGAGGAUCUUCACCCACGAGCCCCGCAACUUUUACCGCUCCCCAACUAGCUGUCUUCGACCCCGCUCCAGAAAACCAUCGUAAGGUCAUAGUAUCGACAAACAUCGCCGAGGCCUCAGUCACGAUCGAGAAUAUUGUGUUUGUGAUAGAUUGUGGCUUCGUCAAGUUGCGUACUUUUGAUCCUAGGACUGGGAUCGAAGCUUUGAGUGCCGUGCCGGUUUCGAGGGCGUCGGCAACGCAGCGGGCGGGCAGGGCAGGGAGGACAAAAGCGGGCAAGUGCUUCAGGUUGUACACUCAGAGAGCUUUUAACGAUAUCAUGGCCGAGAUGGGGAUACCAGAGAUACAGAGAAGUAAUCUUGCUCCGGUCUUGUUACAACUCAAGGCUCUGGGUAUAGAUAAUGUAGUCCGUUUUGAUUUCAUCACUCCACCUCCAAGCGAGCUCAUGGUUCGAGCGCUGGAGUUGCUCUUCAGUUUGGGGGCAUUGGAUGAUUAUGCUAGACUUACCAAACCGCUAGGGCUGAGAAUGGCUGAGAUGCCGGUGGAUCCUAUGAUAGCCAAGAUAUUACUAAAUUCAGUGACCUUCCAGUGCACCGACCAAAUCUUGAGCAUAGCAGCAAUGACGAGCGUGCAAAACGUCUUCAUAUCCCACGAGGGUUCCAAAAAGCCUGCGGAAUCCGCAAAGCCCUUCGCCCCAAAGGCCAACAAACCCAACGCCGCGAAGUGGUGCAAAGACCAUUACCUAAACUUCCGGGCGCUCUCGCGCGCCGUUUCCGGCAUAAGGAGGUGUUUGACAACGGGGUAUUUCGCGCAUGUGGCUAGGAUGCAACCUGAUGGGAGCUUUCGAAGUGUUAAUGGUAUGCAGCUGUGGGCUCAUCCGAGCAGUGUUAUGUUCAACAGAAAGGCGGAUUGGGUUGUCUUUCACGAGGUUGUGGAGACUGGGAAGAAGACUUUCAUUAGAGAUGUUACCGUGAUUGAGAAGGAUUGGCUGUUGGAGUAUGCACCGGGAUUUCAUCAAUUGCGGAAGUAACUUGAGGUUUUGGGUUUUGUCUACCUAGACCUCGGCGCUAUGCCGAUACACUCUAAUUUCUAAGCUAUGAUGCUUCUGUCAUGAUCAACAAAGUCAUAAAUUUAGCCUUAAUUCUAAUCUGUAUUAGUUCGAAAAA